Molecule: messenger RNA, 6759 nt
Organism: Leptosia nina
Lineage: Eukaryota; Metazoa; Arthropoda; Insecta; Lepidoptera; Pieridae
Source: the annotation of a GenBank genome assembly
AUGGAUUGCAAAGCGCUGUCAGCGCUGCGCCGCGCCGCGCAUGCGCCGUCAACGUGGAUCGAUGAAGACGAUUCCCCGCUCAGUGAUCGCGCGCCCUCCGCCGAGUCCAGAGCACAAUGCGUUCGAAUUGAGGCGGGAAACACGUCAAACUGUAUCUCCGCGAGUACGCCGGCGAAGACGAGCGGCCGCCGUGCCGUGACGAAUGGCCGCGAUGACGAGCCCUCGCCGGCGCCGGACGAGCGCGGCCGCUCCGCCUCGGCCGGGGCGCACCACCGCGCUCGGCCGAGGCCCCUCCGCUACCAGUCCCUGGAGCGCGACUAUGACCGCUCCUACGCUCCGCCCCCGCCGCCGGAGGACGACUACUACCGUCGGGAGCCACCACCGCUCUUCCUCGGCGAGCUCCAGUCGCAGAAUUCGGAUCUGCAACGGGAGCUGGGCAACUUGAAGAAGGAACUGGAGUUGACCAAUCAGAAGCUCGGGUCCAGUAUGCACAGCAUCAAGACGUUCUGGAGCCCGGAGCUGAAGAAGGAGCGAGCGCUGCGGAAGGAGGAGAGCGCGAAGUACAGCCUCAUUAACGACCAACUUAAAUUGCUCAACCAGGAGAAUCAGAAACAAGCAAUGCUUGUACGCCAACUGGAGGAAGAACUUCGACUGCGCCUUCGGCAACCUGCGCCCGAGUUGCAACAGCAGUUGGAAGCAUUGUUCUCCGAGAACGAACAUCUGCAGAGGGAGAUAGCGAUAUUGAGGGAUACUAUAAAGGAACUGGAACUACGAAUCGAAACUCAAAAACAGACAUUACAAGCUCGAGAUGAAAGCAUUAAGAAAUUACUGGAAAUGCUACAGAACAAGGGAAUGGGUAAGGAGGAAGAAAGGCAAAUGUUCCAACAGAUGCAGGCGAUGGCUCAGAAGCAGGAGCUCAAGGCGACGGCGGACACGCUGAGGGCACUGCAGGGACAGCUGGAGCGCGCGCUGGCGGCCGCCGGGCUGCCGGGCGGCUCCGCGGGCGCCACGCUCACCGCCGUGCUGGAAACCAAGGAGGCGCGCAUCGCCACGCUGGAACGUCAGCUGGCGCUGCUCGAGAGCGAGCUCGCCGCUUUCGCCUCGCCCCUGCCCUCCCUAGCGCCCUCGCACGCCUCGCUAUACGAUAAGGCCGAACCUCCCUUCAAGCGACAACUGGAUGAGUUUCGUCUGGAGAUUCAGAGGCGAGAUCAGGAGAUAUUGGCGAUGGCGGCAAAGAUGAAGGCUUUGGAGGAGCAGCAUCAGGACUACCAGAGGCAUAUAGCCGUUCUUAAAGAGUCGCUCUGCGCUAAGGAGGAACAUUACAGCAUGCUUCAGACGGACGUGGAAGAACUAAAGGCUCGUUUAGAGGAGAAGAGCAGACAAGUAGAAAAGAAGACAGCAUCAGCUCUGGCAGCUGCGCAUGAGCUGGCUGAGCUACGAGAUCACUCCGAAAUUAAGGAUAGAAAGAUUAACGUGCUGCAGAGAAAGAUUGAGAAUCUCGAGGACUUACUUAAAGAGAAGGACAACCAAGUGGAUAUGGCCCGAGCUAGAUUAAACGCAAUGCAAGCCCACCAUUGCUCUUCAGAAGGAGCUCUAUCUUCUCUAGAAGAAGUGAUAGGAGAUAAAGAAAAGCAGAUCCAACAGCUAAGAGAACAAAGAGAUAGAGCAGAGCAUGAAAAGAACGAAGAAAGAGAGCUCCACGAGAGGGAAAUAGCCGAUUACAAGAUGAAGUUACACGCACUAGAGAGUGAGGUUGAGAAACUUGGUGCGCGACUCGAAAGGGCACAAGCGGAGAAGGAUAGACUUGAAGCUAAACUCGAAAGCUCACAAUCCGAACUGGGUAAAUCUAAAGCUGAGUUGGAUAAGGCAGCAAGUGAGGUGGGUAGAUCUGGUGCUGACUGGGAAGCGGCGAAGCAGCGCCUCGCUCGCUUAGAAUUAGAGAACGAAAGACUCAAACACGAACUGGAAAGGUCACAGACCACCUUCGGCAGGAGCACGUUGACCACAUCGCAAGAGCUUGAUAGAGUGCAGGAGAAGGCAGAUAAGUCGGCUGCGGAAUUGAGAAGAACUCAAGCUGAGUUGAGAGUGACCCAGGCAGAUGCAGAACGGUCCAGGGUUGAGGCUAGUGCCCUGCAGGAGAAGUUGGAAAAAUCACAAGGGGAGGUGUAUCGUCUUAAAGCUAAACUCGAAAAUGCACAAACAGAGCAGGAUAGUCUGAAGGAGGAAUAUGAUCGCGUACAGUCGUCGGUCAGUCGACUCCAUUCAGAAAGGGACAAGGCAAUAGCUGAACUGGACAAAGCCAGAGAGGAGCUAGAAAGGACACAAGCCACCCUGGGCAAGGCUCAGCUGCAACAAGACAAGUUACAGGCCUCUCUGGACGCUGCUCACUCAGAGAUCGAUAAGCUGCAAGAGAAAUUGGACAAGUCUGCUGUUGAAGUUCGGAAGUUACAAGUCGAUCGCGAAAAGUCCGCCUACGACUUCGAGUCACUGCAGUCGCAACUUGACAAGGCCCUGGGCCAAGCAGCUCGUCUGCAGAAGGAGAGAGACACAGCUCAGCUAGACGCAGAUAGAUUCCGGGAUAAGCACGAGAAGUCACAAGGUCUAAUUACACGCGUCCAAAAAGAACGUGAUUCAGCACUAGCUGAAGCAGCGAGCUGUCGUGAGAGGGCUGAAGCAGCAGCAGCAGCAGCUAACCGAGCGGCCAGAGACAGGGAUAGUGCAGCAACUGAAUUGGAUGUCCUCCGGGAGCGAUGGGAGAAAGCACACCAACAGCAUCAAAAGCUAACCAUGGAAAAAGACGACGCCCUCACAGAAUUGGAAAUAUUGAAAGAGAAAUUAGACAAAGCUUUGUACACCACACAAAAAACCGUAGAAGAAAAAGAUUCUGCGCACAAAGAAUAUGAAAAAAUGCUUGAGAAGUAUGAUAGAUCUCAGAAUGAAAUUUAUAGACUUCAAAACAAGAUAGACAUUCUUGAAGCAGACAAAGAUCGUGUGGAACUAGAGUUAGAGAAGCAAGUCCAUUUAUCCGCAAAGGCUAGAGAUGAUCUCAGGAAACUGCAAGAUGAAUCAGCGCGAUUACAGGAAAUGUACGAUAGGGCUUCUUUACAAUUAGGCAGAACCAAAGAACAAGAAGAGAAAGCCAAAGAAGACAUGGAUAGACUUUGUGUUGAUAUCGAAAUGGUACGAGAUAGAUAUGAAAAGAGUCAGAUUGAGCUGCGAAGAUUACAAGGGGAAAAAGAAAAACUGAUUGCCGACGGUGAACGCUUGCAAUUCGAAUAUGACAGAGCAAUGACACAAUGUGGCAAAGCACAAGCGUCCAAUGAAAAGACACAAGAAGAAAUGGCAAGAGUGCAAAUUGAACUCGAAAAGAUGUACGACAAACACGACAAGGUGUCAGCGGAGUUAAGGAGAGUUCAAGCUGAACUGGAUAAAGUCAAAACUGAUGCGUCUGGUGCACGUGAAGAAGCAGAACGGUAUGCAGCACGUUAUGGAAAGUAUCAUGACACAAAAGAAGAACAUGAGAGGACAAAACUAGAAGUAGAACGACUGCGCACACGAUUAGAGAAGACCACGCUUGAGCUGGAGCGAGCGCGUAAGGCUGAGGAGGAGGCUACCCGUCUACGUUCUGAGCUAGAACGCGUCGAAGGUAUCCGAGGUAAAUACCAAUUCGAACAGGAUAAAUGGAGUACUGAAGUUAGUCGACUGCAAACGGAGUUAGAUAAACAUCGGGAACGAUUUGAGUCUUCUCAAACCGAAAUACAACGUUUACAGUCGGAGAAAGAGCAAGCGGAAACCAAAUUCCACGAAGUCAAUAUACAGUUGGAACUGUCUAAGAACGAGGUCACCAAGCUAUCAGCUGCGAUGGAGAAACAGAGGGCAGAUCUAGAACGAGCUCACAUCGAGUGUGAGAAGUUUAGGGACAGAUGUGAGAAGUUGAAACUGCGUUCGGAUCAAUUAGAAAAGGACAACGAAAGACUGAAGGGCGAAUUGACACAGAUAGAGAGAAUGAAGUUACAGGCCGUGGCUGGAGACAAAGCCAGGACGGAGGAUAGAUUGGAAAUCGAACGACUAAGAGACAAAUUAGAAAAAGCCAUCCAAGCAAGAGACGCUACGGAAAUGGAAGCGGGUCGCUUGGCAAAGGAACUUGAAAAGUCACAAAUGCAUUUGGCCAAAUACCAGGAGACGAAUGAAACUACGCGCGUAGAAUACGACAGAAUGACAAACGAAUUGGGACGAAUGCACGAACGCUUGGAGAGAACAAUAUUAGAGAUGCGUCAAAUAGAACAAGAGAGAGAUGCGCUCAGAGCAGAGAUACAGAAUACAAGACGCAACAUAGAACAACAACAACGUACAUUAGAUCACCGCACACAAGAAACUUUAGUCAAGUUACAACAAGAACUCGCCCAAUCGGUGAGAGAUAGAGAAAAGAUGGCCUCUAUUCUAGAGCAACGCGAUAAACAAGCCGAUGCUAUAGAGAAACAAAUCGUCAAGUUGGAAGCAGAUACGAAACAAUUGACGAUCGAACGCGAUCAGCUAGUCGCACAACUAGAAAAGUCACAGGACAUGCUUGUAAACUUCCAAAGAGAGUUGAACUCUUCAGAAACAGAGCUUCAGAAGCAACGAGAAGAAGUGAGACGGUUGAAGGAGGAGCAAAGGAAAAUCACACAAGAUUCCGAACGCGGUGCAAAAUCUGUCAUCGAGAAUCGCGACAGAGAGAUCGCAAAAUUGCAACAGCAGGUUCAAACUGUUUCCAAAGAAAAGGACUCUUUCAGACAGCGCGCGGAAAGGGCUGAGCAGGAGGCGAAGAAAGUCGCCGAAAUGGAUAAAUGGAAGGCAGCCGUCGAAGCGGAAAAGACAAAGGCUAUCGCGGCGGAGAGAGCGCUGUCGGAAUGCCAGCAGCGGUUAAACUCAUUAGAGAAACAAUUCCAGGCUCAGCAACAGCAAUUGCAGCAGCUUCAAGCUCGAGGACCGUCCGACGUGCGUGAAGUUCAGAAGCAGCUUGAGGCGGCCCAAGCCGAAGCCAGAUCGCUCGCUGUGGAGAGGGAACGUUGCCAGUCGCAGCUCGAGAUGCUAGUUCAAGAAUUGGAGAAGAGCCAGCUCGAUCUCCGAGAAGCGAACAAGAAACUCCAACAAGCUGGUCAGAGCGCCAAAGCUGGGGACGAUACGGCUCAGGCUAGACGACAAUUGCAAGAAGAAUUCAAGAAGUUGGAAGACGCGAGGAAACAGUUCGAAGACAACAGGAGAGCGGUGGAGAAUAGACGGAAAGACGUGGAGGAGAAGGAGAAAUCGCUGACAGAGUUAGAUCGACAGUUGAAGAAGAGAAAAGAACAAAUGGACCAAAUGGAAGCAUCUUUGAGGAAGGCUGGUGGAAGCACAGCAGCGGUGACAGAAAUGAAUCGCAAGCUCACAGACACGGCUAAGGAGGCUGACGACCUGAAGAAACAGUUGAGUUCGAGCCAAGAGGAGUCGAAGCGACUGGCGGCUGAGACCGAGAGGCUUCUGCAGCUGGUGCAGAUGUCGCAGGAGGAACAGGCGCAGAAAGAGAAGCAGAUAAUGGAUUUGCAGCAGUCUGUGAGAAAUCUUCAAGCCAAACUAAAAAGUCAGCAGCAAGCACAAGCACAAAGAGAAGAGGAUUUAACGCGAGCGAGGCAGAGCGAGAUAGCUGCGAUCGGUGAUCUGACGGACACGUUGAAAGAGAGAGACAGGCUUAAGAGCAAAUUGGAGGAGAACAAAAUGAGAAUUAUUGACUUGGAAAUUGAGUUGAACGAGUCGUCGCUCAUAUUGUCAGAAAUACUGAAGAUAUCUGAUAGCCGGGAGCUAAGUAAUAUCAAAAAAAGUAAGAGCUUUUUUGAACUGCAGAAGAGUGAUAAGGUAGUGGAUAGGCUAGACAAAUGCAAGUUGAGUAGAAGCUUCAACGAUUUACUGAAUAUGGGAGACAAAACACAGGUGAACGUCCAGAAGCUAACUCGCAAAAUAGCCGAUCUAACGAAGGAAAUCGAGAUAAAGAACUCGAAGAUAAUAGAACAGCAGCGAAGUAUAUCGAUUCUUGAGGACGCUCUGAGAGAGAAUAAUAAUAUAGCUGAGUUUGAACAAUUACUAGCAGUUGUUAGAAGUAAAGACGAACGUAUAGAUGAAUUGGAAGAUAUUUUGAACAACAAAUCAUGCGUUGAACGGAAAGCGUAUCGGGAUAAACGGAUAUUGGAGCUGGAGGAAGCGCUGAAGGAGUCGUUUUUGGUUGCCGCGGAGAGAGAGAAGGUUUUCUAUGAAGAGGAGAAAAGGAGGAUUGAGGCAAUUACAAAGAUGAAUAAAAUGGAACAAAGGCUGAAAUCUCUGCAAAACGCGUCAGUACUGAACUGCGAAACAUGUUCGUCUGUGUUAAAACGGCUAAAACUUUUAGAAGGAACUUUGCAGAGUUACAAAGAACAGCGCGAAGCAAUACUGCGCCAUCUAUCGCAAGUCGUCCAAGAUAUUAUAGAAAAAGGAGUUAGUGAGAAGGAUACGCGAAUUGCAGAACUCGAAAUACAAGGGGUUUUAGACGAAAAUGAAACAAGAUUAUGUGACGUUUUGAAGGCAGAAAGAGAUAAAAUGCUGACUAGGUUAAAAGUAGAGAAUGAAAAGUUACUAGAAUUUGAGAAUGUUAGAAGCGAGUGCCUGCCAAUGGAGACCUCGCUGCCGAUUCUCGCUGAUGAAAUGAUAGCUGUUCUAGAAGACAACCAAUCUCUCGUUUGGGAGGAGGACAUCCCCGCCACUGUGCUGUGA